CUAUUUUUUACAAUUUCUGGUCUGUGUGAUUUUAAACCUAACUUUAACCCUAAUCACACUGCUAAUCAUAUGCCUAACCCUAACCUUAAAUUAAGACCAAAAAGCUAAUUUUAGAUUGUAUAAAUGUUUACGAUAUAGCCGUACAUUUACGAUUUGACUUUGUGGCUGUGGUAACUAGUGUAAAACCGUGAAGGUCGAACGCAAACUCCACCCCCAAGCAAUCACCGCAACAAGUGUACUGAUGCUGCUCACCGAAACGACAGCUCGAGCUGCCAAUAAUCGACCAGCCUCACACACUUGAGUACCAAAGGACUCUAAGUUUGCUAGAACAACUUUUUAAGUUAUUGACUCCCUCUUUUUCCAUUUAUUCAUUUGAAUAACCAACGCCGGAUGUUUUCUCGCCCGCAACCUUUUACCAAGCCAGCUUUCAGUUUUGUAACGUUAAAUCUUUUAGAAUUUAUCGGUUAGCUAGCCAGCUAACUAGCCUACUGUUUGAUGUUGCAAUUAGUCAUUUGUCACGAGAUGUUGCAAGCCAGUUUAUCAAACUGCAGCCUGCUACUUCCGACAUGUUUUCGUGUGUAAUCAUCGAUUGCAGGACCCAAAAGACAUUUGGACCUUCAAGUAGCUUGCUAACUCUUUUAGUAAAGUGUUUAUCGAUUAUGGCUAUCUAAUCAACAAAAACAGCUACUGCUCUGUUGAUGAGAAAUACCGGUGGCACAGGACAACAUCAACGACUAUGAGAAGGGCGGGGCAGAGCGAUGCAGCCCGGUCUACCAGCGACGACUCCCUCUCCUGUCGCGAUGGCUCCUCCACCGACCCUGACCUUCAACCUCGAGCCUGGCCCCGACCCCUCUGCGAUCUUUACCCUACCCAGGGUCACGUGGAGAGGGCGGCGCCCCCGUCCCUGUUGUCUGGGUGUGGUGCCCAGGUACAGCUUGUGACCUAUGACCCCCACAAUGAGGAGAGUAGACUGAACGGGCUCAACACGGACACCUGGUCCAGCCGAGUGAUAGGCCACCCUGAGAUGAAGCCCUACCCCUCCAGGAUCAUGAGGCUCUUCUCUACCCAGAGGAAGUGCACCGUUCCUGGGGACAGUCCGGGCUCAACCAGGCCCCUCUCCUUCCAGGGCCCUCAAUCCAGUGCCGGGGGCCCGCAGGCUUGGCCAGUCCUGUCAGGGCUUGCCGUCAUGGGCUCCUUUAAGAAGCUGCGCUCCUCAGUGCUCCAAGGCAUUCAGAACCGAGGGACAGCUAAUCCGGAUGGGGAGUACAUCUCAGCAGCCAACCAGGGUGAAUAUAAUGGAAUGGUCACAACCAAUCAGAGCUUAAGACUGAGGUGUGGGGAGGGAUAUAGUGUGUCCAGUAGGGUGUCUAUUGGCCAGCAGAUGGCUGGUAUGAGCCCUUAUAGUUCUGACAAUGAAGAAGAGGAGGAGGUAGUAGAUAAGGAAGAGGGACUGCAGAGGAACACACGCUUUUCAAGGAGUAUCCGGAGAGCAUAUGGGGCGGGGCGCAUCUCACUGCUGGACACUGGGCAGAACGGGGAACGCGGGGAGGGUCCAGGACAGGGGGUUUCAUCCAAUCAGAGGCCAGGUUUAGGCUCCAGUUCAGGGUCUGAGGUGAACCUACAUUCGGAAGAGAGCGUCAACGUGCUGAGCAGACUAACCAAGAGCGCAGACAACCUACACCUUAAGGCCCCUUUCAGACGCAAAGCCCCUUCUCCCUCUCCAAAUGACUCACCUGGUACCAUUGGCUCUGUAGUGGCCAAUGUGGGCCCCAGCAUACAGAGAUCAGCCAGUGUCUCGUCCGUGGACCUUAGGGACCGCAGCCAGAGCCCUGGUCGCCUUAGGAGUCCCCUAGGGGCCAGGGGCCACAUGUUGAAGCUAGUGAGCAGCAUGACUGACCUGACCGUGAGACGCAGGCCUAACCUGUCCCCCGUCACUUGCCCGGGCUCCCCCGUGACUCCCCUGUCCCCCCUCAGCCGUCUCCACGACGACUACUCCCGCCGUACGCCCUGCCUUCCCUCCGGCGACCGUCAACGGCGGCCCUCGCCCGCCAGAACGAGGAACGUCACUCUGGUAUCACUGGAACACACGCCGACCAUCCACCCCCACCUCCAGGGAAGACCAGACCAUGUCUUCAGUUUCCCAACCUAUAGUGAACCUCUCGCUACAACCUCAUCUCCCCUGAGGAGCAGCCUGUGUGAGGGGGGCAGGCCUCAGGAGGGAUGGGGAGAUGGGUGGAGAGCUCAGUGUGACUCCACUCCACUCCCCCAGGGGGAGCCAUGUGAGAGCCACAGCAAACACCAGCCGGAGGUCAAUGCAGAGGUCAAGACGGCACCAAAGCAGUGCAUAUGGACCAGACCAGACCAAGAUCAGGAGGAGCUGGAGGACACAUCAGACGAACAGGGCAGAGAGGCACUGUUAGGGGGUGAAGAGGCGCCCUCUCCUUCAGCCACCGGUACCACUCUCACCCCAACAUGUUCCCUAGAUUCUCCCACCUCACCCAUAUUAACCACAUCACCCAUGGCAACAGGCGCAACGGAAACGUCCACGUCCGUCACCCCCAGACGGAGGGCGGGGCGAUCGAGGCCUCGGCCAAUCUCUGACUACGCUCAGCUGGUUGCCAGGAAGUACGCCAUCCCCGAGGAGGAGGCGGAGCUACAUCCUGAGGAGAGGAUUACAAAUGGAACUCCCUGUCAGGACUUCAAAAGUAAUGGAGGCUCGCAGGACAGUGACAGCCAAGAGAACUACAAUAUGAAUGGAGAUCUCCGGUGCCGGAGAAGACGGCCUAUGUCUGUGAUUGGAGGAGUGGAUCUGUACUCUUCACCUGGCGCUGAGGGGAGAGAGGACCGCCUGCCGUCUCUCCUGUCACGCCCCCCUGUCCCAUCCCACCAAGUGCCCUCCUACAGGGCUGUGUCGGCCAGGUUCCGCCCCUCCACCUUCUCCCAGAGCACCCCCAUUGGACUGGACCGCCUUGGACAACGCAAACUACACAGAGUCCUCAGUGCAGACGGAGGCUCAGAGUGUUGUGCAGCGGUGGAUGGUGACAGUGUGAGUGAGGAGGAGGGGAGCUUCGAUGAGCUCAGUGAUGUCACAACGUACCUGCAGCCUGGGGUGGGGCUGUCUGCUCUCAGCCAGUGGAUCAGCCAGGGUCAAGCUGUGUAUGCAGAGGCCCUGUGGGACCAUGUGACAAUGGAGGAGCAGGAGCUGGCAUUCAAGGCGGGGGAUGUGAUCCGGGUGCUGGAGGCCCCUCACAAGGACUGGUGGUGGGGCAUGGGGGCAGACAGGGAGGCCUGGUUCCCCUCCAGCUUUGUCAGGGUGCGUGUGAACCAGGAGGAGGAUUCUGGAGCGGAGAGUGUAGAGCGUUGUGCUCUGGACCAGGAAAACCCACACACUGCCCCCCGGGACACACACAGCGCUGAGCACCGCCACCAGAUGAGGACCAACGUGGUCAAAGAGAUCAUGAACACAGAACGCAUCUACAUCAAACACCUCCGGGACAUCUGUGAGGGCUAUAUCCGCCAGUGUGGUAAAAACCCAGGCAUGUUCACUGAGCUGCAGCUGAAGACCAUCUUCAGUAACAUCGAGGACAUCUACAAGUUCCAGAGACAGUUCCUCAAAGACCUGGAGAGGAAGUACAACACAGACCAGCCUCACCUCAGUGAGAUAGGAGCCUGUUUCCUCUUACAGGGGGAGGGUUUUUCUAUCUACUCUGAGUACUGUAACACCCACCCUGCAGCGUGUGGGGAGCUGCAGCGCCUCAUGAAGCUGGGCAGGUACAAGCACUUCUUUGAGGCCUGCCGGCUGCUGCAGCAGAUGAUUGACAUCUCCAUCGCCGGCUUCCUGCUCACGCCCGUCCAGAAGAUCUGCAAGUACCCCCUGCAGCUGGGAGAGCUGCUCAAAUACACCCCCAAAGACCACAGUGACUACGGUGGAGUGAGUGAUGCGUACGAGGCGAUGAAGAACGUGGCGAGCCUCAUCAAUGAGGGGAAGAGGCGGCUGGAGAGUGUUGACGCCAUCGCUCACUGGCAAGUGGCCAUCCUACGCUGGGAGGGAGCAGACGUGUUGGAGCGCAGCUCGGAGCUGAUCCACUCUGGAGAGCUGACCCGGAUCGUGUGCCAGGGCAACAAGACACAGCAGCGCAGCUUCUUCCUGUUCGACCACCAGCUGGUGUUCUGUAAGAAGGAUGUGCUGCGCCGCGACCUGCUGUACUACCGCGGCCGCCUGGACAUGGACCACACGGAGCUGCUGGAGAUGCCCGACGGCAGGGACCCUGAGCUGGGCGUCUCGCUGAAGAAUGCCCUGCGGCUGCGGAACAGCUCCACUCUGGAGACCCUGUGUUACCUCUGCUGCAGAAAGCCCCAGGACAGACAGCGCUGGCUGCAGGCCUUUGCCAGGGAGAGACGGAGGGUACAGGAGGACCAAGAGACAGGAAUGAAGAUCAGUGAAACGCUGCGAAAACAAGCAAUCUUCAAUGCGAGGAAAUCCCGACAAGGGAAAAUUAAGACCAUGGGCUACUCUGGCAAUGUCCCGCCCCACCACCAGCCCCUGCAUCCAAUUCACCAGCGCCACGUUACCGUGCCAACCAGCGUGCCUCAGCAGCAGGUGUUCACAUUGGCCGAGCCCAAGCGAAAGCCCGCCCAUCUGUGGUACACCUUCACCCGACACACCUUCUUCAGGAAGUGAGGAUCCCCCGCCUGGUCCUGACUCUAAAUGGUCUCACCACGCCUAGAAUCGUCCUGAUAACUCAGAAAAACGUACAGUUGUUAUGGACCCACAGGACCUGUGCGCGUACUGCUUUGUGUAAUGUGUGUUUUAUCAAUGUGUUUGUAUUGCCUCUUAAAGUGUCUAUCUGUGUGUUUUGUUGGUUUGUGCAUUAUUUUUAUGUCUGUGUUUAUUUGUCUAGUUAAAUCAGUGCCUGGACUUGUUAAUAUACAUGCAUACAGACGGACACCCCUCCAUGUUGCUGGUGUGGUGAAGAUACUGCUUUUGUAGUCUGAGAUUCCUUUACACCCAACCGCCUAGCAGAAACCUGUAUUAUAGUAAUUAUGGCAAUGAUGUACUACACGUUCAGCUUUUAAAUUACCUGUCGAAUAUUUGCCUGAUAUCUUGGUUUUAGUUUAUUUCUCUGAGGCUGGACCCUGUUGGCGUUAGACUGCUAGUGAAAGCACAGCCCACACACAGGACAGUGUACCAUCAGGACAGUGUACCCAAGUACCCACUGGACAGUGUACCCACAGGACAGUGUACUCACAGAACAGUGUAUGUACACACACAAAUACGUAGCAACAGGACAGUAUACGUACAUACACAUGGAACGGUGUACGCGCUCACUAACCCUGUUAUCACUGUUGUAAAUAAACUCUUGUACCAAAUGCAAGUAA
Molecule: messenger RNA, 5379 nt
Organism: Oncorhynchus mykiss (rainbow trout)
Lineage: Eukaryota; Metazoa; Chordata; Actinopteri; Salmoniformes; Salmonidae
Molecular function (GO): guanyl-nucleotide exchange factor activity; protein binding
Source: RefSeq, a predicted model, not a curated record